AUGAUUCUCGUUUGGAUUGAAUGUGACUAUAAUAUGGAGUUCAAGACGCUUGUUUUUUUUUUCGAGACUUUAGGGAGCUCUGGAGGUUAUUUUAAUUUUUUAGACUCUUUUUCAGAUAUUAACCGACAGAUAAAGGAAGAAUGGACUACGGUCCCUAAAGCGAUGGCUAUUAUUAUGGGAGGUAUGGCUGGUUACAUCUUAGGAAUGAGGAGAUCGACCUUUCGCAGGUGGUUCUAUUCGGUAGCGGGGCUAAGCACUAUGGCUGCUUUCUGUUAUCCCAACGAAACCGUAGCUCUUGCUCAUAGAACAGCCGAACGGGGUAAAGUUGCGUGGACCAAUUUCAAGUUGUCUCCAAUUCCCUCACCUCGUGAGGAAACAUGGAUUUCUGAGUCUUUGAAGAAGAGAGUUAAAUCAGAAGAAUCUGAUCAAUAG
Enterobius vermicularis (human pinworm) is the source of this 432-nucleotide messenger RNA. NCBI's taxonomy places the organism in Eukaryota, Metazoa, Nematoda, Chromadorea, Rhabditida, Oxyuridae. The record is from the annotation of a GenBank genome assembly.